Medioppia subpectinata is the source of this 1743-nucleotide messenger RNA. NCBI's taxonomy places the organism in Eukaryota, Metazoa, Arthropoda, Arachnida, Sarcoptiformes, Oppiidae. The record is from the annotation of a GenBank genome assembly.
AUGAAUUUUCGUCAUACAUCGGGCUAUAGUUACGCGUUUGAGCCGUCACUAGAGACCAUGUCGGGCCAAACAAUCGGUCAAUUAAUCCGAGAGUGCGCUAAUGACUCGCCCGACAAAACGGCCGUCGUGUCCGCUCACCAACACAUCACCAAAACCUAUGCCGAACUUAAUUCUGACGCAAAUAAGUUGGCCAUCGGUCUGAAGGGUUUGGGAUGCAGAAGGGGUGACAGAGUAGGCAUUUGGGCCAUCAAUUGUUAUGAAUGGGUUAUUACACAAUAUGCCACCGUUAAAAUUGGAGCAAUAUUGGUAAAUGUGAACCCUGGCUAUCGGGCCAAUGAGCUCCAGUAUGCGCUGAAUCUGGUGGGCUGUCAUACCUUAAUAUGUAGCCAACAGUUUCGGAGUAGUAAUUACUGUAAAAUCUUGGACAAUAUAUCAAUAAAAUUGUUGCAAAACAAUACCGAUGGAAACGCUAUUCAAUGCGAUAAAAUACCGAGUCUCGAGAAUAUAAUAGUAAUAAACAGCGGCGACGAUGAGCCGGAAAUGGCACCCAAACACAUACCCCGUUUCAAUGAUCUGAUGGCAUCGGUCAACGGCAACUGUGAGUGUGUCGACGACCCGGCCAUACAGUUUGACGACCCGAUUAACAUACAGUUCACUUCGGGCACAACUGGGAGCCCAAAGGCGGCGACACUAACCCAUCAUAAUAUUAUACAAAACGCGUAUCUAUUGAGCAAACGAUCGCUGGAAGAUCUAGAGCUGAACGGCCUAACAGUAUGCGUACCGCCGCCUCUGUAUCACUGUUUUGGGUCAAUAGUGGGCUCACUUAUGAUUGCCCUCCGGAGAGCCACAAUGGUUUUGCCGGCCCCUGUAUUCAACUCACACAAGACACUUGAGGCGAUCGAUAAAUACAAGUGUCACAUGGUAUAUGGUACGCCUACUAUGUUUGUAGAUCUGCUGGCCUGCGAUCUUACUAAAUACAAUACAAGCUCGUUAGUUAGAGGUAUAAUGGGUGGAUCACCCUGUUCACCAUCACUACUGGAUGAGAUCUAUAAGCGUAUCCCCACGUGUGCCCACAUUUUGCUCAUAUACGGAGCCACCGAAUGCAGUCCACUUGUGACACAUACAUCGGUUGGCGAUUCACCUGAGCGUCGGCUAAAGUCUGUCGGACGACCCAUAGAACACGUGGAGAUCAAGAUUGUAGAGCCCAUUACCGGUGCAAUACAACCGAUUGGUGUGUCGGGCGAAGUUUGUGCUCGUGGUCAUUGUACUGACAUGGGUUUUAUGGACGAUUGCGGGUAUUUGUAUAUCAAUGGCCGCAUCAACGAUAUGAUCAUUAGAGGCGGCGAAAACAUAUACCCCAAAGAGGUGGAGGACUUUCUGAUGACACACCCGUCCAUCGCAGACGCACACGUGGUGGGAAUACCUGACAAUAGACUUGGCGAACGGUUGGCCGCAUAUAUAAAGCUUAAAGCCGACGACGCGUUAGACACUGAAGCUGUUAAGGAGUACUGUAAAGGAAAGAUCAGUCAUUUUAAGAUACCAGAGAGCAUAGAGUUUGUGUCAGACUUUCCCCGAACUGUCACCGGAAAAGUACAAAAAUUUAAACUCAAAGAGCUGGCGGCGCGGGGCCCUAAGAGGUAUCCAACGAUUAGAUUUACCAGAUGUCCAGAAAUGAAAGAGAAAUUUCCAAAUGGCACUAAGUACCCAAUGGCAUAUAAUGACUAUAAGAAGUGUAACGAUUAA